AACCUCGAUCAUCGUUGCUAUUUGCGAGGUUUUCUAACCCGGUCCUCAUUUGAGAGAGAGAGAGAGAGAGAGAGAGAGAAAGAAUGUCCACGGUGACUGUUCCUCCGGUGUUAACUUCCGCCCGUGACGAUGCCAUCCAGUUGCACCGCGCUUUCAAGGGGUUUGGCUGUGACACUACCACAGUUGUAAAUAUUCUUGCUCAUCGCAAUUCGGCACAGCGUGCUAUGAUACGGCAGGAGUAUAGAACUAUGUAUUCUGAAGACCUUGACAAUCGCUUGUCUUCAGAGCUUAGCGGCGAUGUUAAGAGAGCAGUGUGUCUUUGGAUGCACGAUCCGGCAGGUCGUGAUGCAACCCUCUUGAGGAAGGCUUUAAGUGGAGAUAUCAUCAAUCUCAGAACGGCUGCUGAGGUGAUAUGUUCUCGUACUGCAUCCCAGAUACAACAAUUGAAACAAGUUUAUCAUGCAAUGUUUGGUGCUUACCUUGAGCAUGAUAUUGAAUAUCAAGCAUCUGGUGACCUUAAAAAGCUGCUGCUUGCAUAUGUUGGUAUACUACGUUAUGAAGGCCCAGAAAGUGACAGAAUGAUGGCAGAGAAUGAUGCCAAAGCUCUCUUUAAAGCUGGAGAGAAGAGAUUAGGAACUGAUGAGAACACUUUCAUACGUGUUUUCAGUGAAAGAAGCAGGGCACAUUUGGGUGCUGUUAGUUCUGCUUACCACAGUAUGUACGGGAGUUCAUUGAAAAAGGCAGUAAAGAAGGAAAUGUCUGGGGACUUUGAGUUUGCCCUUUUAACAAUCCUACAAUGUGCUGAAAAUCCUGGGAAGUUCUUUGCAAAGGCAUUGCACAAGGCAAUGAAGGGCAUGGGAACAGACGACUCGACACUUAUUAGGGUUAUUGUGACAAGGGCUGAAAUCGAUAUGCAGUACAUAAAGGCGGAGUACCGCAAGAAACAUGGGAAGUCAUUGAACGAUGCUGUUCACUCAGAGACAUCUGGACAUUACAGGGCCUUUCUUCUCGCUCUGUUAGGCCCGAAUUAGACUAGGUAUCCAAAAGGGAUUGUGUAAGAUAAGGUGUGGAUCUUGCUUGUUGAUAACAAUAAAACAUUACAAGAGAACAGACUUGUGAUUAAGGUUCAUUUGGGGCUGUUUCAGAACAGACCGGUGUUGUGUUUUGUUAGGUUGAUCUCGUCCCACGAAUGCAGUGUAAGUGAGAAGGAAUAGACAACUUGUCGUUUUACAGGCGUAUUGGGUACAACUGAAUGGACACUCCUGCUCAACUUCUAAAGGUCCUGCAGUUUCUUGACGACCCUGCGUGUCGUUUCCUUCUUUUGUUUUGUUUUGGUUCUUCUUGUUUUAGUUCGUGUGUGAUUUGAGUUGGUUGAUGAUGUAUGAUGUAAAUUCGGUUGCUACAUUGUGUAUGAAUAGGACGAAUUAUUUGCUGUUGUCA
Messenger RNA from Rhododendron vialii, 1440 nucleotides. RefSeq names its product annexin D5. The transcript has 6 exons. Bases 84 to 1031 code for a protein of 315 amino acids. The record is from RefSeq and is a predicted model, not a curated record. Gene Ontology annotation, molecular function: calcium-dependent phospholipid binding; calcium ion binding. Gene Ontology annotation, cellular component: cytoplasm. Lineage: Eukaryota; Viridiplantae; Streptophyta; Magnoliopsida; Ericales; Ericaceae.